AUGGGGCAAAUGUGUGUGUGGGUAAGUGGAAAGACAAAAGGGAGGUGCUAUAUAUCACAACAGAACAUGAAAACACAUUUGAAGAAGUGACUUCUAGAUCUGGUAAUAAAAAAAGUAAACCAACUCCUGUAGUGCAAUAUAACAAAUAUAUGUCUGGCAUAGACCUGCAAGACCAGAUGCAGUCUUAUUAUCCCUCACAUAGAAAGACAAUUAGAUGGUACAAAAAAGUGGGUCUACAUAUUUGCGAGAUGAUGCUCCAUAAUUCUUACAUGCUUUACAACAAAUAUUCUGGGCAGAAGAUGUCAUUGUUAGAUUAUAGAGAGUCAGUCAUAGAAGCGCUGCUUCCAGAUAUUCCAGAUAGCGCAAUUCAGAACCAGACCAGUGGGAAGGAACCAUCAACUCAACAUCUUCCAUCAAAAUGUGAAGCAAGGAGUGAAAAUAAUAGAAGACAGCGGAAGAGGUGUCGCUGCUGUUCAAAACGUGGUGUUCGCAAAGAUGCCAUGUACUUUUGUAAAUCGUGUCCAGAUUUACCAGGACUAUGUCUAGAACCUUGUUUCAAGGAAUUCCACGAAAAUCUAAAAUAA
Acanthoscelides obtectus is the source of this 584-nucleotide messenger RNA. The record is from the annotation of a GenBank genome assembly. NCBI's taxonomy places the organism in Eukaryota, Metazoa, Arthropoda, Insecta, Coleoptera, Chrysomelidae.